AUGAUCCGGGGUAUUGUUCGCAUCCUAGGUGGAUUAAAGGCGUCGUUAUUUUUCCAACAGAAUACUUUUCCUGUUAACAACUUCAGCGGUAAAAUCAAAUUGUCCUUUCACGAGCGUUUCUGUGUCAAGGCGGACUCGGGCGCACUCGAAUAUACCUCCGCAGCCAAAUCACCGCGUAAGCGUCGGUCGCUUUCCGCGCCUGUGGAUUUCAGUCAUCUGGCGCCUCCGCGGAUGACUCCCGAUUUGCCCCCGUUGUUGCGCUUCUUCGACCACACCGGGGCUCAAGUCCGAUGCCAGGCCACCGGUAACCCCAGGCCCACCGUCAAGUGGCUUGUGGCCACCAAUCUUAAUGGAAACGCCAAUAACGCUACCUCUCCGGCUUCCCUGGAGCUUGGAUUUAGCGCAUUCGCGAGAGAGGCACAGAACGUGGACAGUCGAUUGCGUGGAGCAGACGCCGACGACUACGACCUCUACGAUCCUGAGUCGAGGGGUCUCGUGCCAAUCACGGCUCUGGCCCCCCCAGUGAUGUACCCGAACCAAUACGUGGUUGACGACGGUUGGCUCAACUUCACCGCCACCCCUCGCUCCUCCACCCUACGGAUGGUCUUCUUCUGCCAGGCCGAGAACACUCUUGGGAAGUCACGCUCUCGGAAAAUGGUUAUUCAUCAAGUGCCUGUGCCGGAUGAGAACUUACGGAUAAAGUACCACUCAUUCCCCAUAAAGUCGGGUCAAAAAGCAGUGAUCCGGUGUCAACCAGAACAGGAAAUUUUUAAUCGAUUUCUCAAGGUCAAAUACUGGGAAGUUUUUCGCAAUGAAACCCUCAUUGCCACGGUUGCUCAUUCAAAGGAUCGGUACUCGGUGAUUAACGCCACGCGUUACCCAGAGUUGCACAUUCGCGACGUGACUGAGGCCGAUUUGGCGGAGCUGCACGUGCGCUGCGUGCUGCAGUCCAUAGUGGACGAGAGCCGUGAGAUCCGACGCCAGGAGACCGGGCGUCUCCAGCCCUUCGGCAUCUUCUUCCAGUACGAGGAGGUUCGCAGUCAAAGUACCGACGUCGAUGUCCUCGUGGGAUCGACAGUGGAGCUUCCGUGGGCUGUGGAGAGUUACCAGAGCCUACGAGUGCAGUGGUAUUGGUAUCCAGCGUCCAGUCCGCAACAAAAAUUUCACCUAAAUCCCGAAGAUGGCAAAAAAGUGCACAGCCGCCCAUGGGGCUCGAAGUAUGAAUUUGUUCAGGGGGCCUACGGCAAUCUCCGGUUGAUUAACGUUUCCCUUGAAGACGCCGGCCAGUACUCCUGUGAGGCAGCCUAUCCAGCUCGCCUUCCUCCGGUAGUCUAUACGCUCAAAAUUCGAGCUCCGAUCGAAGUUCGGAUUACCCCUCAGGAGCGGGUCUGCGACUUUGGCACGCGAGUGGAGUUGGAGUGUCUGGUGUCGGGUUAUCCACACCAAAUCAUCUACUGGCUCCACAACGCCCAGCCACUCCUGGCCACGUCGGGUCGCCACAGUGUCCAAAGACGCGACGCCACGGCGGCUCAGACAGUGCGCGAGCGACUCGUCAUCAACUCUUUCAGUCUGGAGGACUCCGGGGUGUACCAGUGCGUUGCCGAGAGCAGCCUGUCGGAUUCGGACUCAACGACGACGUCCAAGACUUCUCAAAGCUCAUCAGCAAAAAGCGCAGUCAUGUCCGAAAAUGCCGACGACGGCAGGGUCUCUGUCGGUGACCUCGUGGACAACGCACAGGACACUGCUCACCUCGUCAUGGGCAAAAUGAAGCCAAUGCGGACUGCCCAGUCGCCGGCCGCAGCCGAGCCCUACGCGACCUCGCAGGUGCUCCUCUCCAGGCGGCGUGGCGAGCUGAACGUGACCCUCGAGUGCCGAUUCGCGGCCAAUCCGCUGCCCAGCAUCGACUGGUUCCGCGACGACCUCCCCCUCAGCCCCGACGACAAGGGCGUCGUCACGUCGGUGGUGCAGAAGGACCGCGAUCGCGCCUACUCCGUUCCUCUGUGGGACGAGCUGUGGCAGUACGGCGGUGAGUACCGCGCGGUGGCAAACAACUCCCUGGGCUAUGCCGACUGCCGGACCUUCCUGCUCCUCGAUACGCCUCUGCGCCUUCGGCCGGUGGACUCCAGCAAACCCGCCAUCGCCGGACGCUUCCACGACCUCAAGUGCUACUUCAUCGGCAGCGGCAUUCCAAAGCUUCAGUGGCACCGAAUAAAAGAUGGCCGACGUGUCGAGCGGAUUCCCGUGGAUCAUCGGCACGCCCUGCUGGAGAACGCGCGUGUUCUUAGGAUCACGGAGGUGAACAAGGAGGAGGACGAGGCGGACUACCGCUGCACUGCCAUGCUCGGCGACAUGGCCGACAACAUCACCAUCACUCUCAAGGUCUCGCGCGCGCCACGCAUCCAGGACCUGCCGGAGGUGCAGCGGGUCCAGGGCGGCCGCCAGAGCCUGACGUACAGCUGCGCCACGCAGAACCACGCCGACCGGCCGUGGUACGCUUGGUGGCGCUUUCAGCCCGAGGGGUCCGAGGGCGCCUACGCUGCUGAUUUGCACCAAGCCGACAGGCGAGCCCUCUCGGAAGCCCUUCGCCGGCAGUUGCCGCAGUUUGUCUAUGCAAGGCCCAAUUCUGUAGCCCACGUGCGCAUUGAGCAGCUCAACAAACGGCAACACCAGGGCACGUUGACAUGCAAAAUCAUGAACGAGGUCGGUUUUGACGAACGGCCCAUUCGUGUCACCUUCAUACCUGAGCUCGAAUUUGAAAUCCGCCCGCCAAACAAGCAGGACGUGACUCUGGCGCAGAACAUAUCGAUCAAUUGCACGGCUAGGCCCUCUGAGUUGGCUCCCAUCAUCGUGUGGAAGUACUCCGAUGAAAGCACUGGCGACUUCAAGACAUUGGAGAGUUUGGCGGAACGAACUGAGGGACGCAUCUACCAGGAGGAGAAUGGGACCUUGGUUAUCUCGCGCGUUGAGGAGUCCGAUCCCAGGAAAUUCCUCUGCUUCCUUACACCGAAGGAGUCGACCACUGCGACGCCAAUUAGUGUGGCUGUGAACCUGGAAAUUCAUGCGAACUACGCUGUGCAACUUCCAGAUGCCUUUAUUAUUAUCACCACCACCACCACCACCGCCGCCGCCACCACCACCACUAUCAGUAUUAUCGUCAUCAUCAUCAUCAGCAGCAGCAUUCCUGCGCGAAUAGAGCCCCUCAAAAACGUGGACCAGGUGCGGGGGUCAAAGUUCAACUUGACGUGUGUUGUGCACGGCGACGGGAAUGACCUUCAGGCGAACUGGUACCACCGGGUGUCCAGCGGGCACCCUUGGCGCCUCAUUAACCAGACCUGCGUGCUUCCGGCCAGCUACGGCGACGCGGACAGCCAGGCGCUCAGUUUGACGCCCUCAGACGUGGCCAGCGACCCCUUGGCGUGCCAGAAAUUCGCUGCCGGACGAUUUGACAGCGGUGUAGUUUUCAGACAAGUAGUUAUCGAAAGUUUAUUCCCUGGCGGGACGAGGAAGAAGCUUGUCUCAGACAUCCCAGUCUUCGCGAAGCUAUUGAGAUGCGGCGACUUUCCGGCCAUAAGAGCUGGUGAGAAGAUAACAGGGCGUGAUGCGGACCUAAUUUCACUCCGGUAUGUGCGUGAGCUAUGCAGGGUGUUGGCACAAGUAAAGCGCUUCGAUGAGGACCAGAGGGGUGCGUCGACGGUUCGUCUGGGCUUGCAUAAACGCUUGGGUGUUGGGGUGGGGGAAGACAGGUACGCAGACGUCUGCAUUGCACGUGCACCUCUGCUGACUCUCACUUUCCUCCCCCAGGUGUCUACACUGAAGCAGAGCGGUCGUGGGAUCGAACGUCAGCUGCAGUUCGACUCCCUCAAGGACGUCCACAUGGGCGAUUACAUGUGCAAUGCCUCGAACUUCUACAACCGGGACGAGGAUGGCCGACGUGUUGAUGUGCGAGAAAUCUUGCGUCUCACCGUCAUCUCUAUCCCGGAUCCGGUGACAUUUGUGCAAAACAGCUCCCAGACGACCGCCACCAGUGUCUCCUUUUCCUGGCUACCACCGGCCCACAACGGCAACAAGGAGAUACGCCGCUACUGGAUACGCUACUACCAAGCCGACUCCUCUGCCUCCGAGUUCACGUCAACUCAAAGUAAGCCGAGCAACGUGAUCGAAUUUCGUGCACACGAGCGCCAGGCUACCCUCACCGGACUGCGACCCUACACCAAGUACAAUAUUGCCAUCAAGGCGGAAAACGAAGUUGGAUUCAGCUUGGAGAACUCCUUGGUCCUAACAACUCAGGAAGCAAAGCCGGACGGUCCGGUGCAGCAACUGAACGCGAGCGGAGUCGCCUCGGACACGAUCUACGUGGCCUGGCAAAAGCCCAAACCCGAAUUGCGCAACGGCAACGUCGAUCGGUACUCGGUGUGCCACCAGCGUGUUAACGAGAGCCUCACAGGCAACGGCCAAGAGGACCUGGCGCGUCUCCCCUGGCCCACCGACCUCAUCACCGAGGACGCAAGCGUGGGCAGUGGACUGAGCCAGAUUCACUGCGCGAUAAUGUACCGCCAGCAAGACACCGAGCUGGUCGGACUGCCGAAAUUCACCGCCUAUGCGAUCCGUGUGAUUGCAAUCAACAGCAAAGGCCAAUCGCCACCGGCCUACGCGCUUGCUCGCACUUUGGAAGACUUGCCUCAGGCUCCACCCACGAAUGUGACGUGUUUCACACAGCAGCACAGCAUCACGGUGUCGUGGGAUCCGCCGAAUUUCGAGACGGUGAACGGCAUCCUGACUGAGUACCUCGUCAACUAUUACAUCGCCAACGACUUUGGAGAUGAGACGAAUUCUGUGAUCCAAGUGGUGAAGGGCCAGACAACGGUCACCCUCGCAGGUCUGUUGGCCAACACAAAAUACAUCAUUCAAGUCGCGGCCAGUAACCGGAAGGGUCGGGGUCCUCUCUCGCCAAAGAAGGCCUGUGUCACCACCGAGGCUCCUCCGGAGGCACCAGAAAACAUCAAAGCCUUGCCUGUAAACGAUUCAUGUGUCAUCGUCUCCUGGUCGCAUCCCAUUCGUCCCCAGGGCCUAACUCGACUCUACUGCCUCGCCGCCUACCGACAGGACAACAUGUAUCGAUCUCCCGGUGGUAUUAUGUCUGCUGGCCCACGCUGUAUCAAGCCUGACUUCACAAAACCCUACAACUACUACUUAUUCUGUGAUCUGAAUCCCCACUACCUGUAUAACAUCUCGGUGAUGGCAAAAAACCGUUUCGAUGGACGCAAGGCCUACGUCUCGUCAAUUGCGCCAUCAUCUCAUCCUGCCGUUUCGAUCAUCUCCAUCGGAGGCACCAUAGUUGCUCAGGAAAAGAUGCGUGUUCUUAUGGACUGUCUAGUGGAUGGACAUCCCCCUGUUGCGUGGAUCUCGUCCCCACACGGAAUGCCCAAGGACGUCCAACACCUUGACAACGGGACGUUGAUAAUUGAGGCGGUUGAACCGCGUCACACCGGUCGAUACGUCUGCAGACACCAGGAUGACUCGAUUUCUUACGAACUCAAAGUUCAAGAGCCGCCUAAGCCCCCCGUCUUCCACAAGUUGACCCCGAGCCUGCGCAACAUCCAGGUGGAGUGGCUGUCUCCAGGUUCCCGCCGACUGGACGCGCCAAUCAAGUGGUUCCACCUCAAUUGGACCAAUGAGUACACGGGGCUGAGUGACUCAGUGCGCCUCUCCGCCGAUCGCAGAACCUACUACUUGUCGAAUCUGACGUGUGCCACCUCAGUGCGUUUUCAAAUACGCGCCGAGAAUAAAUUCGGACUGAGCCCCCUCACUGAUCCCAUCUCGACCAGCACCGACGGCUCAGCUCCUCUUUUUAUCGGCGAGACUGACAUGGUGCCCGCAGACCUGCGCUCCCAAACCUCCGUGACCUUCAACUUUUCGGUUUUCGCCCCCGGCCACAACUGUUCCCCCACGGCGUACCGCUUUCGCAUCUGGCCCGCGUCCGAGGGGCCAAACUCGAUCAAUGGCGCGGGCAUCCCUGGGAGCGGUGGCUCUUCGGGGAUCGGUGCUGUCGCACCUCUUCCCCUUCAUUUGAACGCCACACUCACCAAGCGGGAUCUCUUUACGUUAGACAGCAAGUGGACGUGGAAUAGACGUUGCUGCUACAACGUCAGUGGUCUGCUUCCGGGGUCCUAUUACCAGUACCACGUCAUUGCCGAGAACCCCGCUGGGAAGACCCCUCAUUUUGGCUACUUUUGGACUCGUACGGUGGCUGGAGUCCAACCACGCGAGGGCUCGAGCAAUCGCCUGGGCAGAACGAGCUUUCUCAGUCAGCCCACAAUCAUCGUGCCGCUGACUAUUUUCUUUGUCGUCCUCUUCAUGGCCCUUGUGUGCAUCUUCUUCUACUGCCGUCACCGACGCCUUGAGGGGGAGUUGAACCAGCCCACGAAGCCCACGGUCGGCCGGCCGGUCCUCGCCACCGAUGGCCACGCCGCGCGCGCCGCCGGCGAGACCCUGCACCAGAAGUACGCGCCAGGACGCCACCGGGGCACUCUGCCACCCAUACCCGUCAACGAGAAACCCGACUAUCCCCUUGACAAAGGCCCAGGCGGUUUUCUUGGGCGUUGGGGCAGGGGUUCGCGGGUGUACGAUCGCGGCCGAGGCGGACCCGCCGUGCCGUCUCAAGCUCCCGCGGUGCCGAUUGAGCCCGACCGCCUAUCGACCAGCUCCAUGGACAGCACUGGCAACCUGAAUCCCUACGCCACCUACGCGGCGGGAGGCAUUGAGGAGGAUCCGCAGCCAGUCUCAAAGGCCUCCAACACUGUCCAGCCGACGUCGACUCGUGCGGCUCGCGCGAUCACUGCCGCGCGAACUCUUGACUCGCAGCCACGCACUUCGAAUGGCGCACGCCUCUACAAAGCCUUCAAUAAAGGUUUUCCCUUGGAGAGACAGCACUCCUACAUGCACCAGUACCACUACCCAGACCUCGCCAACCCCGAGGUCGAGGGUUUGCUGGAGGCCACGCGACGAGGCGGCGGUCGGUUCAUGCACAUAGGGGACCCGCGCACCAUGCGGGGGGUCAACAGCCGGCGGUUCCAGCACCACGCCCUCCUCGAUCCGCCUCUCCACCAGCCUUAUGUGAAUAACAGCACCAUGGAUGACGAGGACGACGACGACGACGACAUCGAUUUUGUCGGCCACCCACACCAACUGGUUGCUCACCGCAGAACCAACUCAUUCGAGUCACUGCAGCAGCAUAUCUUUAGACACGGUGUCUUUCCAAGCGGCCCUCACUUGUCAACCACAACCUACCACAGAGGUUAUGCCAGAGCCAGAGGGGCUCCCCGUACAACAUCUGGGGGUAAUGGCGUUGGACCGUCGUUCUACGACACACGAAAUUCACAUUUAACUCUGGAUCCCUUGACUGCGGCUUACCGAGGCAGCGUGCUUAGCUCUACUACGGUCUCCUCGAACCAGGACGAGUUGAUGCAGGCCUAUGAGUACGGGAGGAAACACGGUCGAUUUUUGACCGGGGCAAAUGCCCCACAAACUGCUGCCGUGGCUACCGCAGUGGUGCCGUCCUCGACUCUGGAACCUGUCGCCACCUCCUCCGCCCCCGCUGUGAGUGGCGCCGUCGUGGUUGUCACCGAUCCCCACGUUGGCGGAUCGGGCUCUAGCGAAGCCACUGAUCCAGGCAUUUGCCAAUUCACACAGCAGCCACCGCGUCCUGAGGAAAUAGAAAGUCGUCUACCAAAUGGCGCAAUCGAUCCAACGGCAGCUCGAUGCGGAGGUGCCCGCCUGGUUAGUGGGGGUGCUAGAGGAGGUCCCCUCAAUGGGGCUUCAAUAAUGGCGGACGACUCUCUCCCCCCAGCAUUCCUGAAACGCCAGCUCUCCGAGUGUCCCUCGGAGAUGACCGACACCUACGCUUCGGUGGACUACUCUGCCGCAGCUGCUGGCAGCCACUACGCCGCCACGCAGCAGCAGCAGCAGCAGCAAGCCGCUUCGGCCGCUUCCUACCGCAGUAUGGCAAACCCGACAAGAGCCAAACUUCCCACCAUACCUCAGAACCAACAGUUGCUUGCUGCGCGCAUCGAGUAUCCGGACUUAGAAAGCGACUCAGGAAUGUCGGGGCUGACACGUGGACCCACCGAGCCCGGAUUUCACAGGCAGUCCAGCCAACACAGCUACUACUACCCAACCCCCGCGGCAGGCUACUACGGGCAGAAGUCGUCGUCCAGGCAACAAGGGCCCAACACAAUGGUACGACGUCAAGACUCCCUCGGAAGUGGGGUACAGGCGGCAGUUUUUUCUAGGACACAACCUCGUCAAAAUCAACAACAGGACUACCUGCCGCGGACUAGCGUUGUAAAAGUGAAUCCGCGUCAAUUGGCCGGGACUCGAAGCAACGGUGUGAGGACUCUGGCGGCUGAACCUCCCAUUCCUGGCUAUGGCUCCAACCAUAGAACCGUCGUUUUCGAGGCCGUAGAUGGACCUUCAACCUCCACGUCUAAUUAUGGCACCCCGGGACGACCCCAACCUCCACCCUCGCAGCAGACGACAACAGGCCCGGUCGAGCAGGCGGAAGACGAAGAAAACAUCUACACAUCCGAGUUCGUUCUUGUAUGA
Messenger RNA from Mesocestoides corti, 8601 nucleotides. The record is from the annotation of a GenBank genome assembly. Lineage: Eukaryota; Metazoa; Platyhelminthes; Cestoda; Cyclophyllidea; Mesocestoididae.